AUGUGGCUCUUUGCAGCCAUCAGCCUCGCGAUCGCCACGCCGUGUGUCCGCUCGGGGCUCGAGGCGCUCUUCGCCGAGCUCUCCAUCGUCUUCUUCACGUACCUCACGCUCGUGUCCGCUGCCCUCACGCUCGUGCUGCUGCUCGCGCUCGGGUUCCACACCCGCCGCUUCCUCCUCGACAGCCGUCCAGAGCGCCCGUGUCGCGUGAUCGAGACGGGUUCCUCGCGCUCCGGCGCUGCUGCAGCCACGUCGGCGCUCGGCCAUGUCGAGUGGAAGCGCGGGACGAAGCAGCGCGCGUUCCUGUUGCGCGUCAAGAGCACGACGGGCGACAUCGCGGGCAGCGGCUUUUACCCGCCGCAGCUCUGGACGCUGCCGCUCUUUGUGCUCACGAUGCUGCCGAUCAUCAACAGCGUUAUGGUCGGCGGAGGAGGAGGAGAAAGAGGAGGAGAAAGAGCAGGAGGAGGAGCGACGUCGGCGCAUCUUCGCAGCAGCUUUGCGAACGAGACGACGACGGCAGCAGCAGCUGAUGCUACUGAUGCUGCGGCGCUCGUGGCGUUGCAAGAGCAGCUGACGAAGUGUCGGUACUCGGAAAGCGACACGUGUCUCGACAAUGUCACGAGCAUUGCGGAAUUUGGCGAGUACCGACAGGCUGCUGGGUACUGCGUGGCAUUCGAUGCGGCUCCUGUGGACGAGCACAGAGCUCGGACGACGAUGUUGGCUCAAUACUUUCCCAUUGCUGUGGACGAUGCGAAUGGACGUGGCUUUGCAAACAACUUUUCGGCGUGGUCGAGCGCGAGUCAGGAGACGUUCCAGACAGAUUGCUCGCUGCUGUACAACGAGACGGUGAAAGGAAAAGCGCAGGAGCUCUUGUGCUGCACCGAGACGCAGUACGAGAUGCUGAGUUUGCGACUGCGGGAAUUACUAGGAGAGUGCACGUCGUGCACGGAGAGCUUGCGCAACUUGUGGUGCCAGUUCACCUGUCACCCCAGCAACAGUUUGUUUGUGGACGUCACGCAGGUGCGGCUCGUGGAAGGAGAAGCAGAGCACGCGCACGAGGUCUUUCCAGUCAUUGAGGAGGCAACGUACUACGUGGGCCGCGACGUAGUGAGUGACGUGCACGACUUUUGUGAAGCUGACACGGAAUUUGCGGCGCUAGUGUGUGGCGGGAACAAUGAAAACUGCUCGACAAUAGGCUCCGACAUGUUGGAAUACCUGGGCGCGCACAGCUUUCGUCCCAGCGCAGGACCGUCGUCACGAGUUCACUUUGCUACGAUGGAGCAGCUGUCGAUGGUUGAAAGGGAACAGAGCGUUUGUGCGUGUGGCGAUACGAACGCGACGGGUUGUUUCGCGCCGAUGAAUACGCGGCUCGGAUCUUGUGCGGACACAUGUGGUUCACUGUGCAGCGUGAGUGCUGAUGACAGGCGUCCGUAUGAGCCGGUUUGUUACAACGCUAGCAGCUCUUUGGUCCCGGGUGCUCUGAGCGUGCUCACUCUCACCGGCACGCUCACUAGUAGCAGCACUAGCGGUGCGAACAAGAUUGAAUCGUUGCUGUCCGAGUUGUCGCGCCGUGCCGAAGAAGGUGACCUGUCGAUGUUGAAUUACGUGUUGGCUGUGCUGGCCUUCUUCUGGACGGCUGUAGUGGCGCUCGGCUUUGCGUACUCUGUACGAUACGGCAAGAAGAAGCGUCAAUCUGUGCUGAGUAAUCCUGUCAACGGGUCAAGAGGCCGUGGACUGCUACUACCGCUCAUAGACGUGGAUCGGCUGAAAGGUAUUAGUCGCUGGGACGAGUGGCUGACGCAGCGCAUGAAGCGCUGGGGCGACUUCGUGGCCAUGGGGCACCAUCCCUUGUACAUUGUGCUCUUGUCGUUGAUGAUUGUCGUGUGCUGUUUAAGUGGCUUAGCUCGCUUGGAAGUGGCAUCGGAUGCAACGAGGCUGUGGGUAUCAGAAGACAGCACUGUUUCUGAGGAAAGAGCGCGCUUUGAAGUGAUGUUCGGACCUCCUGAUCGGGCAGAGCAAUUGGUACUGAUAGCAAAGGAUGGUGGUGCAGUGACCAGGUCGGCGUAUCUGAAGGAAGCGAUUCGCUUACAGCGGAUUAUUGCGCAGGAAGUUACGUCCGGCAGGGAUACUCUCAGUGGUAUUUGCGUCACGGACGCCUCGACAUCGUCCUGUCAGGUUCAUGCGGUCACGCAAUACUUUCAGAACAGCAUGGAGCACUUUGAGGUGUAUGAGACGUACGGUCUGGUCGACCGACACUUGCGCAAUUGUGCGAAUGCCCCCGAGCGAGCAGACAGCGAUGUGUGCAGAGAGCUGCAGGUGCAGAUCAAUAAUGCAUCAUCGGAUACGACUUUGCCUUCCAGCAUGAAGGACUGCCCGUGUGUAUCGUCUUUUGGUGCGCCGAUGAUGGAGCUGGAAAAGUAUCUUGGCGGAGUUACUGCGACUGGUGACUUGCUGGAUGCCAACACUUACUUACAGCAAGGAUCUGCUCUCUUGUCGACUGUUGCAGUGAUCAACCACCAGGACGCAGCUAAGAAUUCGGAUGCGAUAGCGUGGGAGCGUGCGUUCAUCACGCGAAUGGAGAAGGAAGCGGAGAUCAACACGUUGUAUGACGUCUACUAUGCUGCUGAGACGUCUGCGGCCGAUGAGUUUGCGAACGCGUUGGAUCUGGACCUGUAUACUGCAGGGUUUGCAGGCUUUGUCUUCAUGGUCAUCUAUGUGCUCAUCGGACUGAAUCAUCGGAAGCUGGACCGCUACUUCUUCUAUUCGUCGAAGAUUGGCGUAGGCAUCGUGGGCGUAGCCUGCAUCUUGAUGUCUGUCGGUGGAACAUUGGGAAUGAUCGCGUGGACAGGCGUGCAGCUGCAGGUUGUGACGCUUGUCGUGCUGCCGUUGGGUGUGCUUGCGAUCAGUACAGGGAACAUUUUCUUGAUUCUUCAUGCUGUCGACCUGAAACAGGACGAGCUGAAGAUGGAGCAGCAGUCGUUGUUUGUCGGUCUACAAGACAACGAUUUUGGCGUCCACGAGAUUACGUGUGUGCUCCUGUGUGAGGCUGCUGGUCACAUUGGUCCCAGUAUGAUCGUGACAACUGCGUGCGAAUGCUGCGUUCUUGCUUGUGCUGCGUAUUCGACAGUGCCAGCGGCUCAGUGGCUUGCCGGCUCGCUGGUCGUCGGUGUUGCGACCAGUUUGGCUUUGCAGAUGACCCUGUUUCUUGCGAUCGUGGCACUUGACAAACGUCGCGAACUGAGCGGCACGUACGAUGUAGUCUGCUGUAAGCGCGCGUCACUUCCUCGUCGCUCCCACCUUUCGGAUGGGACAACUGCUCCAACCGAAAGCUCAUCGUUUCCAGGAAGCGCGUUUGCUCUGCCAACGUUGAAUUUGAUGGACCACUGCUUCACUGGCUACCUCAAGGUCUUGACGACAAAGGUGUCAAAGGUACUCGUGCUGCUGGUCUUCUUUGCGUGCACUCUUCUGGCGAUUGCUUCCAUCGAGACACUGGACAGUGGUCUUCUACCAACCGCGUUGAUUCCAUUAAACUCGUACCUGCACGCCUACUACCGCGCGCUCGACGAAAGCAGCUUGUCAAGCAGCGAUUCCCCUGUCCACUUCGUGGUGGAAGCCAGCUACGGCAGCAAUCCUGAUGGUUACAGCCUCGUGAACAACGUGGCAACUCAGCGCAUGUUGUGCUCUUCGAGAGCGAUAUGUGCUGACCUCUCGAUCCCGAACAUCCUCAGCGCGUUGGCGAACGAAGGCGGAAGCAACGACACAUCAGUCAACGAUGGCGCAGUAGUGGCCUCGUGGCUGGAUGAUUUCUGGGGCUUUAUUGACCCGAACAGUGAAUGCUGCCGCGUGGACCCAGAAAACGGCUACGCGUACUCUCGUCUGCGUCCAGAAGAGAGCACAGCGGCGGAUGUUCGCGAACGCGUGACCACGACUUCUUCGUGUUUGGCAAAUGCAAGCGACGUUCUGUCGGUGCCGCGAGAGUCGUUCGUACCAUUGGUUCGCAUGUUCUAUACCACAGCGUCUGGGCCGCUCUGCUCCUACGCUGCUGGCACGCGCUACCGUGGACAGCUGAGUAUUGACAACCAAAGCAUGGCGGCCAUGAGCAACAACGCUAUCCUGACGCUGAAUGGCACUGGCGAAGGCAUUGACGUCACUGCGUUUGCGUACAAGGUGAUGAACAUCGCGCGUGGCCCGUCCACGGGUUCAGGCAACCAAGAGAGAGCAGUCAAGGCCUAUUCACAGGCGCAGCACAUUGCAAAGUGGAUCAGCGAGCAGACCGGCAUUGACGUUUGGGUGUACUCACCGGAGUACGUCUUCCUGGAUCAGUUUCGCUCGGUUCGCCGUAUGGCAUACGUUGCGCUGACCGUCGGUCUUGCUGCGGUGUUUGUGCUGCAGAGCGCAGCUCUUGGAAGCUGUCGAUACGGCUUGGCCGUGACUUUGAUUGCUGCAGCCACUGCAGUCCAAGUUGCUGGCCUGAUGACGUCAAUGGGUGUGCUUCUCAACUCGCUCGCAGUCGUGGGUCUUUCCAUUGCUGUCGCCUUUUCCGUGGACUUCUCUGGUCACUUUGUCGGUUUGUUCGCCAAGACUCGCGCCCUCACGGAUGGUUCUGGCUACCCUCUUACGGGCGACAAAUGCGUGAAGAAAGUCGUGACGCAGCUGCCGGCGUCCUGCACGCUGGGCGUCGCCAUUUCCAAGUUUGUCGCCAUCGCUGCGCUCGCUUUGGCAGCAACGCCAGCCGGCAAUUGUUUCUUCCACACAGUGUUUGCCGCAGCACUGUGCGCUUGGCUGAACAGUGCGGUGCUGCUGCCUGUGGUCUUCAGCAUUGCUGUGGAUGCCAGGGAAGGCCGUGUGCGUGAAGCAAAGCCGACGACCGAAGAAGGGGGCGAGUACUCGUGCUCGAGUCCUUCUUCCUCGUACCGCCACAACGCGUCUCUUGUUGGCUAUUUUCCUGGUGAGCUGACCACAUCAGAGUCCUGA
Messenger RNA from Hyaloperonospora brassicae, 4971 nucleotides. Lineage: Eukaryota; Oomycota; Peronosporomycetes; Peronosporales; Peronosporaceae. The record is from the annotation of a GenBank genome assembly.